UCCCUGCAUUGCACAACUGAAAGCUAAACAGGAAGCAAGGGCUAAAAUAGUAAUACUGACUUUGAUAUUGGCCCUGUGAUCAGUCUAUCCACAUAAACCAGGAGAAGGAUGACGAUAUCUGUGUCAAAAAGUGAGGGAGUGACUGUUGUCACCAUGACCUCUGACCCAGGAAGCAGUUGUCCCUUGGCGUUCCAGCUGUUAGGUAACCUAUGCUGCAGCCCAGUUUGUGCUGUGUCCCAUGGACUGAGGAGGCUCCUGGCUGGUACCCUGCCAGCACUGGGGAUUAUUCAGAUCUUGGUUGGGCUAUUCAACAUCGGUCUUGGCGUAAUCCUCCUGAAUGGAAGAGACUGGUCUUUCCUGUCUUGGAAUGGUACCCCCUAUUGGCUGGGUGGACUGUUCAUUGCUGCUGGCAUCAUGAGUAUACUUGGUGAAAGGUUUCCAAGUCCUUGUCUAGUGUUCCUGACCACCUGUAUGAACCUGGCUAGCGCCUGUCUGGCAGUUACUGCCAUUGUGCUGUACUCUGUGGAUCUGGCCAAUGGGUACAACCUUUCCUGGUCCUGCAAAUCAUAUGAGCCUGAAAGCACGUCCAACAGUUACAAUCGACGUCGCUACUGGGAGACGACAAUUUCCCCUGAAGAAAGAAGCCAGAAAGAGAGCCUUAGGAAGAAAAACUUUGAAAUUUGCCACAAUGCUCGCAGCAUCCUCAUUGUAUUGCUGGGAGGAAUGGAUGUUUUGUUGAUCAUCUUUGCGGUUCUCCAGCUCUGUGUCACCAUCAGUGCCUCUGUUCUGAGUGUGAAGGCUUUGUGUAAGAAUGGAAGGCAGGGCAAGCCCAAAGCAGACCCUGAACUCUGCAAGCCUCUUCUGGAUGAGAUCACCACCAACCCUACGGUGUAGAGGAGUGACCGCCGCGGAACACCUCUCUUGGCUUGUGGACAAUUGUAACAUUUGGAUCACUUGAGCAACUAGAUUUCAACCUGAUUGCCUAUUAGAUACAGUCUUUGUAAACAUUCCUGUCAGCUGGUGUUGAGGGCCCUGUUUCACACCAGGUGGAAAAUGAGAAAUGUUUGUGGUCAGAAUGACUUGCAGCUUACCUCAUAACAGCACUUGAGAGGAGCUAUAAUGUUUUCAAAGAGUGAGAAGGUGUGGGAGUAAUGUAAUGUAAAUUGGACACACUUUGCUGAAUUCCUGCUUCUGAAUAUCCUUCACUCAUUUUCUGAAAUUAAUAAUCACUUUUACUGUGUAUGGGACACUAUGCAUGUUUACA
This is a messenger RNA of Megalops cyprinoides (Indo-Pacific tarpon), 1264 nucleotides long. RefSeq lists its product as uncharacterized. The record is from RefSeq and is a predicted model, not a curated record. The transcript is spliced from 7 exons. The coding region runs from base 109 to 894 and encodes 261 amino acids. Gene Ontology annotation, cellular component: membrane. Lineage: Eukaryota; Metazoa; Chordata; Actinopteri; Elopiformes; Megalopidae.